UUUCACAAAAUUCAUUUCCAGUUUUAUUUUGUGAGUCUAUAAUGGAGUUGUAGCGCACACCUAUAUAUCACCACCAGCAACUGCUAAUAUGCUUGCACACGACUUUUUGAAGAACGAUGAUCGUACGUUCAAACCGACGUCGUCAUCCAGGUCAGCAUGGUAUUUCUGCGUCUUGGUUAUGACAAAGAUUCUGCGAUGUAUUGGCAUCUACUUUAUUGACAUUCUCGCAAAGAGCGUUCAUAUUGUUAGCCUGUUAUGGCUUGUUAAAGUUGUUGCAUCCUUCAUAUUGUUGCCCAUUCAAAAACCGCUUAGUCAAGGGAAGUCUUUGAGAAAGCAUACGCUUAUGCGAAUUGGGAAGUUAUCGUUAGCAAACUCAGUGAUAGAAAUAUUAUGGUUCUAUGGCAUUACGUUCUGUGGGCCUUUGAGGUCAGUGCUUGUUUUCGAGUUGAGCCCCUCUGUUCUUUUAGUGGUGAUACUGUCGUUGAUCAAGGGAAGUUCUACAACGGCAAAAAGUAGGGGUACAUUUUUCUUAGUGAUAGGUUUUGUUAUACUUAUGCUCAUGGAUCGUGAUAUAACAAUUGAACAUGCACAUGAUGUGACACACGGACACCAUAGUGGUUUAAAUCAUCUUUUCUACCAUCUUAUCCAAAUGUUCGGUGUGUCCGACCAUCAAGGAGGGAUUCUUAUUCUUUUUCUGGCGUUACUACUCCGCAUUGGCUACGACAGUUCAUUCCGUCACCUGGCGGUUGAGAUCGGUGGUCCAAAACGCCUAUACUCUCUCGUAUCAACAUGCUCUGCAUUAAUCCUUACACCCGUUGCUGUUCUUUCCAUCACAAUGACUACGUCACACAUCCAGUCUCUGCCGGAGUUCUUGAUCUUGCUAGUAGUUGCCGCUAUAUUCGUUCAAGUUCUAGACUUCUAUGCAGAAAGCGUUUGCUUCCAGCACGUUGCUGACCCGGUAAUGGCCGCUGCUCGUUGGUCGCCGGUGACCAUGUUCACCUGUGCGUUGGGGUUGUCAUGGUUGUGGUAUGCCCGGCAAGGACUAGCAGAACAUGGAGUCACUUAUGGAGUCAUAAUCACCGUUGUGGCGUUUAUUUUGGCCUCCGUAUCGUUGACGUCUUCGAGUGCUCCGAAACAUCGCGGUGGUGAGUUGAUUGGAAUGUCAGAUACUGGAGUUCCACUCUUCACAUACAAAGAAGCAUUCUUGCAAAAAACCGGACGAUCCUUGAUGCUGUUCGUGCAGGAAACUCUUCGAGAAAUUCUCGCCAACAGCGAUUCUCGGCGGAUUUUUUACUUCCUCUGCGUGAAUCUAGCAUUUUGUGGCGUGGAAUUUCUAUACGGGUUUUGGACCAACAGUCUUGGACUCAUCUCCGAUGGAUUCCAUAUGUUGUUUGAUUGCUCUGCGCUGGUCAUGGGCUUGGUGGCUGCUGUGAUGUCGCGUUGGCCAGCUACUCGCCGCUUCAGUUAUGGAUAUGGAAGAGUCGAGGUAUUAUCUGGGUUCAUCAAUGCCCUCUUUUUGUGUGUGAUCGCUCUCUUCAUUUUGAUAGAGGCCUUGGAAAGGUUGUUUGAUCCGCCAAAUAUCAACACCGAUAGACUUUUAUUUGUUGCCAUAUCUGGACUUCUCGUCAAUCUUUUUGGUAUGUACUCUUUCCAUGGUGGCGACGAUCAUGGGCACGGACAUUCACAUGGCGGCGGUUCCCAUGGACAUUCGCAUUCGAAUGCCAACAUGGAAGGCGUGUUUCUGCACGUUUUGGCCGAUACUCUUGGAUCAGUUUUUGUUAUCAUAUCAACGCUGCUUAUCCAGUGGUUUGGCUGGACAUGGGUAGAUCCGCUUUGCUCCUUGAUCCUCUCAAUCUUGAUCCUCAGCUCUGUGUACCCUCUGCUGACCAGUAGCACGAAUACACUGUUACAGGACAUUCCUGAUGAAGAAGAGUUUGAACAUCAUCUAUGUGAAGCGUUGGAGGUGGAAGGAGUGCAGUCGUAUUCAAAACCCCACUUCUGGCAGCUAAAGAGCGAUCUUAAUGUCGCUUCUGUUCAUAUACAAGCUGCUUCUGAAGCAAAUGCGCAGCUCAUUCGACAUAAGGUUGCUGCACAACUGAGAGCAGCGGGAGCUACGCAGUGCUCUGUGCAAGUCGAAAAGGACUUCUUUAUGCAUCGGAUCCAGCAGCUUUGCCCGUCAUAUCGUUUUGGCCAUAAUGUGCUUCGUGGUACGACAAUCGUUCGUGAACGAAAAUCGCAAAGUAAUGACCACGGCCAUUCACACAAUGGACAUGGACACGGUCACUCUCACUAACCUCUAUAAGCCCUUCCCGAGUCAUUCAAGUGCCUUCUUAUAAUGGGCAAUUAGUAAGAUUCUCUAAAUUGCUAUGUUGAAUCUUAGUUUUUAGUACUGUUGAAUGUCGCGAUUUUGUGUGUUUGUGCAAGCCUUUGUCAGGGUGUUUGGGUUUAUAUCUUCGAGUAUUUCCUUGUAUCAUUUCAUACCUUUCUUUCCUGUGCACAUGGAAAUGAGAUCUAUGCUGUUGGCAGUUACUGUGAUUGUUCAUCUGGGUCUAAUUUAUUUCGAAAUAUUGAGGUAAUAAAGAAGUAUUGUGCGGUC
Messenger RNA from Cylicocyclus nassatus, 2596 nucleotides. The record is from the annotation of a GenBank genome assembly. NCBI's taxonomy places the organism in Eukaryota, Metazoa, Nematoda, Chromadorea, Rhabditida, Strongylidae.